CCGGAGACAGCACAUCCACCCAGGCAUUGGCGGUCGUGCUCAGGUCCUGACCUCCGCCCUCUCAGGGUCCUCAGAGCCCAGAAGGAGCAGGAAAUGGCAGAUGAGGCGCUUUUCUUGCUUCUCCACAACGAGAUGGUGACCACCUUCUACAAGUCCGCGGAGCAGGAGGAGGUGGAAAAUGGAAGGUGCAUUACUAAGCUGGAGAACAUGGGUUUUAGAGUGGGACAAGGAUUGAUAGAAAGGUUUACAAAGGACACUGCAUUGUUCAAGGAUGAGUUAGAGAUCAUGAACUUCAUUUGCAAAGAUUUUUGGACCACCGUUUUCAAGAAACAAAUUGAUAAUCUAAGGACAAAUCAUGAGGGUAUCUAUGUGCUUCAAGACAACAAAUUUCAACUCCUGACUCAGAUGUCUUCAGGAAAACAGUAUUUAGAUCAAGCACCUAAGUAUUUAGCAUUUACAUGUGGCUUAAUGCGAGGUAGCUUAUCAAAUUUGGGAAUAAAAAGUAUUGUGACGGUGGAAGUGUCAGCAAUGCCAGCAUGUAUAUUUCAAGUGAUGAUACAGAAGAUGUAG
Messenger RNA from Monodelphis domestica (gray short-tailed opossum), 570 nucleotides. Lineage: Eukaryota; Metazoa; Chordata; Mammalia; Didelphimorphia; Didelphidae. The record is from RefSeq and is a predicted model, not a curated record.